AAUCUUCAACAACCUAGUCUUCCUCGCGAUGGGUUCAAUUCACUGGAUCAGCGUCGCAUUCACCCACGAUAUGGCAAUCUUCUACGAGAGUACUGUCGUGCUGACGAGAAAACCAUUCUCGGAAGAUCUGUUUUUUGAUUUGAUCGAAAAGUAUCGAAUCAACGGCGUAAACGGACCUCCGGUUUAUUCACACGCGCUGGUGCAACAUCCCCGUGCCAAGCGGGUGGAUCUGUCCUCGAUGAAACUGUGGGGCAUUGGAGGGUACUUCGUGUCGGACGGAAUCCGGGAUGCGGUGGAUACGUUACUCCCCAGCGGAAGGUCGUUUACAAUCUACGCUUCCACCGAAUGUGGAUUGAUUGCGGCGGAUUUGUUGAAACGUAAACGAGGAGCCGUAGGAUCGGUGUUGUCUAAUUUGGAAAUUAAAAUCGUUGAUGAUGAAGGACGGUCUCUUGGUGUUGGAGAGCAAGGAGAGCUGUGGAUUAAAAGGACACCUACAUUUUUGGGCUACUUCAAGGACGAGAAAGCCACAGCAGAAGCACUGGAUGCCGAGGGUUGGUUCCGAUCCGGCGAUAUGGGAUACUUCGACGAGGAAGGAUAUCUUUUUCUGGUCGACCGCAAAGGAGAUACCUUCAAAUACUAUGACGCGGUUAGUCCUCAACAGUUGGAGGACAUAAUCUUACAAAUGGAAGGGAUAAAACAGGCUUGUGUCGUGGGGAUUCCAACACAGGAAAGAAGCAAAGAGCUACCCACGGCAGUGGUCGUCCGAGAUGUACCAUCAGCCGUUAGCGAGGAAGACAUAGUUCUGUUUGUUGAGAAACGUGUUACGGACCAUAAACGGCUCAGAGGUGGAGUUUACUUUGUUGAUGGAAUGCCGCUUACCAGCAAGGGAAAUGUAAAGAGAAAAGUUGUACGGAAGAUGAUUAUGGAUGGCGAAAUUAAAUGAUUAAUUGAUUUUAUUCUGCAAUCCAACUGAACAGAUUUUCUUUCUAAAAAUAUAGU
Messenger RNA from Topomyia yanbarensis, 999 nucleotides. Its product is annotated as luciferin 4-monooxygenase-like. The transcript has 2 exons. Gene Ontology annotation, biological process: long-chain fatty acid metabolic process; fatty-acyl-CoA biosynthetic process. The record is from RefSeq and is a predicted model, not a curated record. The annotation marks the transcript as partial. Lineage: Eukaryota; Metazoa; Arthropoda; Insecta; Diptera; Culicidae. Gene Ontology annotation, molecular function: long-chain fatty acid-CoA ligase activity.